GUUGACCUAGGAGUCGCUGCUCAGGCUUACCAGAAGGCCAAGAAACUUGUCGCUACUCUGACCAACGAAGAAAAAAUUGCAAUCAUUACUGGCGGCAGUGUCAACACCACUUGGACUACACUUCGGGACGCUGAUGGCGCUGCCGGCAUCAACGGACAGUACUACGUCUCGGGCUUUGGGGAGCCGAGCGCGCUUACCAUGACGUGGAACAAGCAGCUCUUUGCCAAACAGUGGCAGGCUAUUGGAAACGAGUACUACCUGAUGGGCUACAACCUCGUCCACGGCCCCGUGUCCAGCCCGCUCGGUCGAGUCCCCUUUGGCGGGCGUGUUCCCGAAGGUUUUUCUCCCGAGCCUUACCUCAACGGGAUUGCUAUGGGCCAGGCCGUAGCGGGCUUGAACAAGGCCGGUGUCAUUGCCUGUGGCCGCCACUUCCUGCUCAACGAGCAGGAGACCAACCGGAUGAGCGGCGGCUACUCUGCCAAUGCAGACGACAAGACGGUCCGCGAGGUUUACCUCUGGCCGUUUGCCGACGGUGUCAACAAUGGCAUGAUGGCCGUCAUGUGCGCCAUGAACAAGGUGAACGACACGUUGGCCUGCGAGAACAACAAACUGCUGAGCGGCUAUCUCAAGUCGGACUUGGGGUUUCCUGGCAUGGUCGUCCCCGACGUGGGCUCGCAGAGCACAUCCUUCGGAUCCGCCAACGCAGGCUUGGACUAUGGUUCGAGCUCCCUGUGGAGCACAACCGUCAUGGAAGCCGGCAUCAAGAACGGCAGCUUGACGCAGGCCCGUUUGGACGACAUGGCUGUGCGCAACCUCAUUGGGUACUACUACGCCGGCCUUGACAACGGCAAGCAGCCCGAGGCGGCCGAUAUGUUUGAGUACCGCAAUGUCCGCGGCGAUCAUGCCUCUAUUAUCCGCCAGGUCGGCCGUGAAUCGAUGGUGCUCCUGAAGAACAACAACCACGACGGCCGUGGCUUGCCCAUCAACAAGCCGCGCACCAUGUCCCUGUUUGGUGCCCAUGCGGGCCCAGUCAUGGCCGGACCCAACCGUGCUUUGAGCGUCGGAGGCACGCCGGCAGAUGUCUACCAGGGACACUUGUCCACCUCGGGUGGUUCGGGUCAGGCCUCCCUGGGCUACCUCGUCACGCCCUUCCAGUCCAUCAGCGCACACGCCAUUGCCGACGAGAGCAUGAUAUGGUGGAUUAUGAACGACAGUAAGUGCCUUCCCGCCUCAGACUAUAGCGUCGGCAGCGGCACAGCCGUGACCCCGUCCCUCACAGGCUACGCCGAGCACUCAGAAGUGUGCCUCGUCUUCCUCAACGCCGAUUCGGGCGAGGGCGCCGACCGUUCGUCGCUGUCCAACACGGACCAGGACACGCUGGUCACCACCAUCGCCUCGACAUGCAACAACACGGUCGUGGUGCUCAACGUCGCCGGCCCCCGCGUGAUUUCCGCCUGGGCUGACCAUGAGAACGUCACGGCCAUCCUGUACGGCGGGCUGUUGGGCCAGGAAUCGGGCAAUGCCAUCGCCGAUGUCCUGUAUGGCGUGGUCAACCCCAGUGGGAAGCUGGCCUACACCCUGGCGAAGAACGAGAGCGACUACCCCGGCCAGAUCUGCAGCGGCACCGACUGCGAUUACACCGAAGGCGUCUUUGUCGACUACCGCUACUUUGACAAGAACAACAUGUCAGUUAGCUACCCGUUCGGCCACGGCUUGUCCUACACCACCUUCGCCUACGGCUCUGUGACGGCCCGAAAGACCAACACCAAGGCUUUGGCGUCAAAAUACCCGACGGGAAAGCUCGGUCUGGGAGGUCAGACGGAUCUGUGGGACGAGGUCAUUUCCGUGUCUACCACCAUCAAGAAUACGGGGCAGCGCGAUGGCAUGGAGACGGCGCAGCUGUAUGUAACCUUCCCCGACGCGGCGGGCCAACCGCCGAGGGUGCUUAGGGGGUUUGAGAAGGUCAGUGUGGCAAAGGGAAGGGAGGAGAAGGUCACCUUCAGUGUGAGGAGGAGAGAUGUCAGUUACUGGGAUACCACGGCGCAGAAGUGGGCUCUGGCGAGCGGAAAGUAUACGUUCACUGUCGGGGCGAGCAGCAGGGACUUGAAGGGAAGUGUGGAGGUCAAUAUUUGA
Molecule: messenger RNA, 2133 nt
Organism: Canariomyces notabilis
Lineage: Eukaryota; Fungi; Ascomycota; Sordariomycetes; Sordariales; Chaetomiaceae
Product: glycoside hydrolase family 3 protein
Exons: 2
Coding region: 199-2133 (644 amino acids)
Biological process (GO): glucan catabolic process
Molecular function (GO): beta-glucosidase activity
Source: RefSeq, a predicted model, not a curated record